UCACUCAGCCUCCUACGGAAAUCAUGGGUCUCAGAGAAGCCAGCAGAAAUGAUAGAAUAGCACAAAGUAAUAGUCCAGGUGCUGAUUACGCGCCUCUUCAUCCAUCAACACGUUCUUGGGAAGUUCCAAGAAAUAGCGUUACUAUGGAAAAAUACAUUGGUGAAGGUGCCUUUGGUCAAGUUGCUAAGGGAACUGCAGUAGGACUUCGAGGGAGGCCUGAAAUGACCACGGUGGCAAUAAAGAUGCUUAAACCUAACGCUGCUGAAUCAGAUAAAAGAGAUUUCAUAAAGGAACUUGAAGUAAUGAAGAGGCUGAAACCGCAUCCUCAUGUCAUUAAACUUCUGGGUUGUGUUACGGAAUCUGAGCCACUGUUGGUUUUGAUUGAAUACGUGCCUUUUGGGGAUCUGCUGGGUUACCUGAGAAAGAGCCGUGGGUUAAAUGACACCUACUACAAAGACCCGCAUAUCAAACCGCAGACAAAUCUGACGUCACAGCAGCUGAUGAAUUUUGCUUGGCAAAUUGCUGAUGGAAUGAGUUACUUGUCAUCAAAAUCUAUAAUUCACCGAGACCUUGCGGCCCGUAAUGUCUUGGUUGGACAAAAUGAAAGGUGUAAAGUGACAGACUUUGGAAUGGCCAGAGAUGUGCGACAGGAAAAUAUUUAUCAACGAAAAACUGCGGGCCGUCUUCCGGUGAAGUGGACAGCUUAUGAAGCCUUGUUGUAUAGUAAAUAUACCACCAAAAGUGACGUAUGGAGUUAUGGAGUUGUCCUGUACGAGAUUUUCACCAUAGGCGGUUCACCUUACCCAGGAAUGGAUGGAACAAGAAUUUUAGGUCUACUUCAGGAGGGAUACAGGAUGACUAAACCACAACACAUCGAUGAUAAAUUGUAUCAGAUCAUGCAGGGAUGUUGGCAAAAUGACCCGGAUGCAAGACCAACAUUCACUGAAUUGAAAAAUCAGCUUAAAGGCAUGGAAACCAUAUACAAGAGGCUUAUCAACAUGAGCAUGUAUGACAAGCAGUUGUAUGCAAAUGUCGAGGAUUUGAUGGUGUAGCUAGCUACACGUCCACAGUUUAUGCUUGGCUAAUUGUCUGAACGCUUUGCCCCGAUAAGUUUAAGACAUAAAUUACCCUCGCCGUAAGCGUUUUCUUCAUAGAAAGACAGGACGGCGUACUGAUA
Molecule: messenger RNA, 1177 nt
Organism: Stylophora pistillata
Lineage: Eukaryota; Metazoa; Cnidaria; Anthozoa; Scleractinia; Pocilloporidae
Product: tyrosine kinase receptor Cad96Ca
Biological process (GO): multicellular organism development; regulation of B cell proliferation; B cell activation
Cellular component (GO): recycling endosome; signaling receptor complex; extracellular exosome
Molecular function (GO): CD4 receptor binding; transmembrane receptor protein tyrosine kinase activity; protein phosphatase binding
Source: RefSeq, a predicted model, not a curated record